Molecule: messenger RNA, 288 nt
Organism: Scaptodrosophila lebanonensis
Lineage: Eukaryota; Metazoa; Arthropoda; Insecta; Diptera; Drosophilidae
Exons: 2
Coding region: 52-288 (78 amino acids)
Source: RefSeq, a predicted model, not a curated record
AAACAACCCAAGCACCUGGUUUAGUCGAGCUUGAGGCGGAAAAGUACCACAAUGAAAACUAUUUGCUUAUUAUUCAUGCUUGCUGCCUGCUUGGCUGUGGUCUGUGCUGCUCCUGCUGGACAGGCGCCGACAGUAAAUUUGCUGAAGUACAACAAUGACCAGGAAUUGGAAGCAAUAAUGCGUCAAAUUAUUGCGCAAUAUGAGCAGCAGUACGGCGGUACCUCCCAGUUCCAUCAACCGCAGGCCGUUUCCUAUACGAAUCCUCACCAGCUUACAAUUAAUUUGUAA